ACAUGUGUAUUUGUUUUGAUUCGCAACAAAAGUGAAUUCCGGACAACUUUUUCGUUAAAUUCCUCCACAAAAUCAUCCCACAAAAAUGUGCAGCAUUGGCGAAGAAGAUUUCGGCGACGAGGGCGGCGUUCAUGCCAUGAUCCCAGAAACGGCAAAACUCACCCUAGAUGAUUCGCUGCAACAACAAACCUGCAAAAGAUGCAAUUUGGAAAAAUGUGUGCUGAAAUUGAGUCACAAAAAAGACCCGGAAUGCGGAAAAUGCUUCAUGAAUUACGUUCGUCACAAGUUCAAAGCUGCUUUGGGAAGUACAAAGAUCGUAAAACGGGACGCUACGGUGCUGCUAGUUGCUGACGAGGCUCCCGAAAGUGUCGUGAUGCUGGAUAUGAUCAAAAAUUGCAUCGAACAGAACAUUCAUCAGCGAUUACAUGUCAAAAUUGUGGGAGUUUUGAUGAUUGACGAGGGAUUUUUGGGCGACAACAGUGACAGAAAUGGUCCAAAAAGCUUUUAUGAGCGUUACAAAUACCUCGGAAUGCCUUUAUUUUACACGAAUCUCGCUCGAAAUCAGGAUUCAGUGAAAAUUAUCGAUGAAAAUUGGCAGCAACUUGACGACGACUCAAAAGAAAAAAGUUUAAAACAAAAAUUAUCAGCUUUGAAGUCCUUAACAUCGCAACAAGAGUACUUACAUAGUCUUCGAGUCGCCGCAUUAUCCUCCGCCGCCACAGAAUUAACCGCAGAAUUCGUUUUUACGCCGGAAAUUAGUCUAGAUUUGGCAAAACUUCUCUUGACGAACAUCUCUUUGGGUCGCGGAGCUUCCGUCGCUCUCGAUGUCGGCUUUUGCGACACGCGCCACGUUUCCUUUCGCAUCAUUCGUCCCAUGCGCGACCUGACAAUCGAAGAAAUUCAUCAUUAUUUGACGCUAAAUGGCCUGUCAGCUGCCUCCUCGACGCGAUUCGGCUUGAAUAAAGGACCCAAUGCGAGCAUACAGAACCUCACGGCGCAAUUUGUGGACGGUUUGCAGCAACAAUUUUGCGGAACGGUAUCCACAGUCUUCAAAACUGGCGAAAGGCUGAAAGGAAAAAACGCGGGAAACGCUGAAAUUUGUAAAGUUUGCCGAUCUCCGUUGGAUUUUGAGAAUUCCGAAACACUUUUUGCCACGGAAUACUCGAGACUCGUGUCGGAAUUUGCGAAUCAGCACAUCAGUGAGCCGGAAUUUAUCGAAGAAAAAGCAAAAGAAGCUGUUCGAGGUGCGGAAAAGUCGAAAAAACAAAAUUUGUGUCAUAGUUGCAGGAAUAUUUUCAUGGGAGUGGAUGACGAGAAUUUGGGAGAUUUUUACGAAAGUUUGUCGUGAUGGAAGGAAAUUGUAAAUAAAUUACCUGAAACUGAUUUUUAUUGAUUUUUUU
Messenger RNA from Culicoides brevitarsis, 1400 nucleotides. It is a transcript of the gene Ctu2, whose product is annotated as cytoplasmic tRNA 2-thiolation protein 2. Gene Ontology annotation, molecular function: tRNA binding; sulfurtransferase activity. Gene Ontology annotation, cellular component: cytosol. The transcript has a single exon. Gene Ontology annotation, biological process: tRNA wobble position uridine thiolation. The record is from RefSeq and is a predicted model, not a curated record. NCBI's taxonomy places the organism in Eukaryota, Metazoa, Arthropoda, Insecta, Diptera, Ceratopogonidae. The coding region runs from base 86 to 1348 and encodes 420 amino acids.